Parnassius apollo (apollo) is the source of this 1212-nucleotide messenger RNA. Lineage: Eukaryota; Metazoa; Arthropoda; Insecta; Lepidoptera; Papilionidae. The record is from the annotation of a GenBank genome assembly.
AUGACCGCUCAAAAGUGUGUGGUGGAAGGCUGUAAUUUAGAGUAUGAUGUGAUUUGCAGCUUUUCUUUUUACAAUGUGAACACAUCAGCAGAGGGUGAUGUGCAAAGGCAGGAAUGGAUUGAAGGGGCGAUGCAAGAGGAGAGCGAGUGUCUUUGGCGACAUGUCAGCUUGCAACUUUGCGGGUACCAUUUCGAACUGGACGCACAAGGCCUCUGGAUUGACUCGCCAAUGCUGCCUGAACUCCUCACCCCUCAAGAGCAGACAGCAACAUUGGUCCAGUCAGAAAACGAUAAAAAAGGCGCGGCGGCGGCGCCGGGCGGCUUCCUCGCCAUUUACGAACGGUUCCUAAAAGGCCCGCCUAAAGUUGCUGACAUCAUUCGAAUGGAGCACAACUACAGCAUUGAACCGACGAAGAAGGAGGUCGAGAGUGUAUCCAGACUGAAUGUACGACAACUGGUCGAUACCUUAGGCUACUUGUCGCUGAAGAAUUUGCAGAAGAAGCAGCUGUGGGUGGUCAAGGUGGAAACCGACAAGGCUGAAGCCUCCAUCACACAGUCCGAGCAAGUCAUAGCCAAGAUGCCUGAUCCAAAGCAAAUAAUUGAGAUCAUACCACAGACAUCCACAUCAGAAAGCCUCGAAAACCAGAGCGAAGUUCUCCACAUAAUGGACGAUGGCAAUAUAUCAGACAAUUUUAUUUACGAGAUAGCGGAGGAACAGGAGAUAACUAUGGAAGAGGUCAAAGAAAUACCGGUUACUGACAAUCGAGAGUGGACGGUAAACAUAAUACCCGAGGAGACCAAGCCGAAAUACGCUUAUAUUAAACAUUGUAAUACGGGGAAGAAAAAACGACAUUUUACAACAGAGAUGAACGAGAUAACACUGCAAGGAGACUUUGAGAACUAUUAUAUUUUACCCGAUGUCGACCCGUCUGUCGGGGUUGAAAUUACAACCAGUUACGAGCCAGAAAAUUAUAUAGUCGAGGAGUAUGAGCAUUUAGUAUUAGAGGAGAGACCUAGGAAGAGGUCCAGGGAUGGAAACGACGUGGUGAGGAAAAAGCGAAAGAAGAUUACACCAUCGGUGAGGGAGCAGGUCAAGCAGAUACAGUUAAAAACGGAAAUGGGUGAAGAUUGGGUCAUUGACAACAGUGUGUAUGACCAGGAUACAUCUGAUGACUACGAUGAUAAAAAAGGAUCCAGGGAAUGCAGUCGAUGA